CCGCCGACCGAACCGUAUUGUCGGUUGUUGCCGUACCGGCGUACCGUAUCGUAGUCCGUAUAAGUUUUGUUUUGAUCAACAGCGAUAGCUUAAUUAUUAAAAAAUAUUACUGUAGUUUAUUGAACCUAAUUGCUUUUAUUAUGAGUUUUACAGUAUGAGCGCAAUAUCUUACGAAGUCUUUAUCAUUGCUGCUGAACAGUUUUUAAAGAUAUCGCAAAAACUAAACGACGGAUGGCAACUGUUGCAACUACAAGAUAAAAGUAAGACAUACCUCAAGAAAGAGAGCUUUAAAGUUUGUGAAGAAACAGAUGACUCUACUCUUCUAAAAUUUGAGUAUGUAAUAUAUUACAACCAUAGUUAUGGCGUACCAUCAUUCAGUUUUAAUGUGUGGAACUCAACAGGAGCCCUCCUGACUUUGGAGAAUAUUAGACAAAUGUCUUUUAUCAGUAUCAGUGAAAAGGACAUUUACUCUGUUGUAACUCAACAGGAGCACCCAAUUUUCUUCCGUCCAUAUUUCAUGGUGCACCCUUGCCACACUGAAGAACUGCUCUUGGUUUUUAAGAACAAAUCAAAGAACAUUAUUGUGACAUUUCUUGGAUUAAUAAUUCCAUUGAUAAAAUUAGAUUUACCUGUAGAAUAUGGCUUGUAAGUUAAUUUUAUUUAUUUCUGAUGUUUUAUUUUAUUAUGUAGCUUACACUAUGUUUUUAUUUAUUUGUAAGCCGUUAUCGCUGAUUAUUUGUGAUUUAUAUGUAAGAUUAAAUCAAGUCGUUUCUGUACCAGCGUAUGCAGUAGACACAGUCAUAAUUUUUACCAGGGCACUGAAAAAAUUAAUAAUACAUAUAUUAUUUAGUAACUAAUAUUUUUUCGUACAAUAAAGUGUUUAUUUAAUUAC
Molecule: messenger RNA, 892 nt
Organism: Cydia strobilella
Lineage: Eukaryota; Metazoa; Arthropoda; Insecta; Lepidoptera; Tortricidae
Gene: Atg10
Product: ubiquitin-like-conjugating enzyme ATG10
Exons: 2
Coding region: 155-649 (164 amino acids)
Biological process (GO): protein lipidation; macroautophagy; protein modification by small protein conjugation
Cellular component (GO): intracellular anatomical structure
Molecular function (GO): Atg12 transferase activity
Source: RefSeq, a predicted model, not a curated record